This is a messenger RNA of Vigna unguiculata (cowpea), 1874 nucleotides long. RefSeq lists its product as uncharacterized. NCBI's taxonomy places the organism in Eukaryota, Viridiplantae, Streptophyta, Magnoliopsida, Fabales, Fabaceae. The record is from RefSeq and is a predicted model, not a curated record.
CGUACUCUGUCCCUUUCUCUUUCUCUCUCUUCCACCGGAUACCGUCCUACCCGGUGCCACUCUCACACGUGCCCCCUCCUCCCAAAGACUCCGUCGCACGUGCCGUCCCUCACCCAUACAACUCCCUUUCUGUGGUGCAACAAAUAAAAGUUAGAGAGAGAAUAAUAACUCAUGGAAGCAAUAUAUAUGGAGAUAGAUAGAGAGAGAGAGAGUGUAGGUAUGCGUUUGUGUGUGAAGGGUGAGAGAUAGAAAGAGAGAAAGAGAGAGAAAGAGUUGAUAAAAGCAUAAUUUUUUUUCUUGGUCUUUGAAGGGGCAUGUAGAUGCAGUAGCUAUAGAUUGGUUUAUGGAUACCCUUCUUUAUCUUUCUUUCUUCCUAUCUGGUUUUGUUUGAAAUCUGAAACUUCAAGAUCGGUUUUGGGUGAGUGAAUCUUCUGGUGGGUUGUGUGUGUGUGUGUGUUUUUUUGGGUUCUGUUUUGCACCGAUGAGGAUCCGGAAAAGGCCGGUGCUUUUCCCGUCGUCGGUCUCGCCGUUGCCUCUGUCAGAUCCACACCUGAUCAGCCGGUCGCCGGUGGUGGUGCAACUAAGCGAGGCUGCUUCCACGGCAGCGAAACAUUCUUCUUCUGCAGUGCUCCAUCGCCAUGCUGCUUCGUGGAGCUUGGAUCGUUGCCAGCCAUCUGAUCAGUCUCUCCCUUCGAUCGGGAGGCCAAGCAACGGCUGGGAUGAUCCCUCCGGCAUCGGUGAAAGUGGGGCACACAGACAGCACAACAAGCAAGACCCUUUGAAAGGGGCACGCUUGGGACAAGAACAAGAUCCUAUGUAUAUUUUGGUUUUGUUGGUCUUGCAGGAGGAGGUUGUUGUUGUUGGAAGGGAAGAACCUGGAGAAGACUCCGGAGAGAAGGGUAAUCAUACCAGGAAAGGACGCAACUUGGGUUUGGAAACUCUAGCUGGGGUGGCGUCACCGUUAAGCCCUUCUUUCACUCCUCAAGAUAGAUGGUACGAGGAAGAGAAAGCUAUUCCGCUGAAGAAAAGGAGAGGGGCAUUCGAGGAGAAUAACAGUGCUGCUACGCACAGCAAGAAGACGAAGGCGAAGAUGAAGACGAAGAUGAACAAGAAGUGUUCCUCUCGCAACGAGGACAGCACGGAAGAGGAAGAUGAAGAAGAGAGAAAAGUGGAUGAUGUAAACGUGAGUGUGAGCAAGAAGAGGGUAAGGGGUAGUGCACUGAUGGAAGGUUCUAGGUGCAGUCGUGUGAAUGGGAGGGGAUGGAGGUGCUGUCAGCAAACGCUGGUUGGUUACUCGCUGUGUGAGCAUCAUUUGGGGAAGGGAAGACUCAGAAGCAUGACAAGUGUUAGAAGCCGCUCCAUUGCAUCAACUGCACCAAAGAAGGUGCACAUACACCACCACCAUUCUUCUUCUUCUUCUUCUUCUCUUGAGAAGCAAAAUCUUAGUGUUGCCGAGCCCUUCGUGGAGGAGGAGGAGGAGGAGGAGAAGCCGGAGAUAAUCACGAAGAAGAGGAUGAAGCUGGGCGUUGUAAAAGCGCGUUCCAUAAGCAGCUUGCUAGGACAAACGAACACCCAGAUUGCUGCUGUAGCUCAUGAGAAUAGCAAGUAAGUCUAAAAUAAUAAGUACAAGUGCAGAAAACGGUUAUUAUUUCAUGUACUUGUGGCUGAGAGAGAAAUUUUUAAUGCUGGAGUUUGUCCUAAUACUUGGUGCCACUGCAUCAUGUUUCAACUUGGUUUGGUGCUUUGCUUUGUUUCGUUAUUAUGUUUAUAUUUUUCUUCGCCAACUGGUUGCGUUGUGUACGAUUAUUUUGAAAGCACUGCACUGGGGAACAUAUUCUGAUUUUUCACUGGAAUGUUAUGUUAUCCAACGGGUA